AUGGCGAAAUCCCCGUUCGACUCUCUAGACCCGGCUGUCCGCCUCCCUCCACGCCAUUCGCGAUCUCCACGCUCGCCCUCACGCUCCCCGGAACGGAGAGCGCAGUUCCUCUCUCACCAGCUCGAUCCUCUACUCUCAGACCUUUCUCCAGAGAUGACGCUGCAAGUCCUCUCUGCUACCGACGCUAUCCCAAUACAUAAAAACACUCCACAUAGCCUUUUGGCUAAGAGUAUAUCUGAUGUCUCAACCGUGGAUCGUGCAUUCGGCAUAAGAGCCGCAGUCGCCGCGCAGAAACUCAAUGAGUGGCAUACUGAGGUCCUCUCCUGGCUUUGGCCGGAUCCCGCUCGUGAUCCGAAUGCAAGAAAUGGGUUUCUUCCGCCGAAAGAGCUUGAGAAGAGCUCCAAUACGAGUUGUGAUGAGGCUCAGACCGGAAAUUCUGCCAUACCAGGGACUGAGCGGGAAAUAUACUUUGGAAGCUUGCCUGCAAGCAUCUUGAAACUAUAUCAAACCCGGAUCAAGGAAAUAAAGGACGGCAUGGAAGCUCUGGAUGUGGAAGAGUUGAAGGAGCAUGUUUUAACAGCUCAUAUUCCUUCACGAUCCCGUCCGCCUUCUGCUGCUAGCACCAUGUCCACAAGCUCCGGUCUAGCUAGCUAUUUGAAGAUGAGUGAUUUCACCGCAGUCAUAACGGCUACCAUUCUACGGGCCCUACCCGUGCUAUCAAGAUUGAACAAUCUGCUUAGCAACUGGCACGCUCGACUCCUUGUUCUUAAUCAUGUUCCAGGGCUGGUCUUGGACCUUCAGGAGACCAAACGGGCUAUUGCCAAUGCACUUAACCGCUUGCAAAAUGGCCUACUUCCUAAGCUUGAUGAUCCCCUAUUUUCCAGAGAAUGUUUCAGGUCCAGCUGGAGAGAGCUGCAGGCCAUGGUCUCAUCUCUCGGUCGCCGGAUUGAUAGCAUGCUUGAUAUCCUCGAAGGGAGAGAAGACUCCCUACCCGAGAUUUGGAUCGAUGACAUGGAAGCCAUUGAGUCAAGAAUUGCCAGCUGGGCAUUUGAGGCUGAACGAAGAGCAGUGCAAAAUGAGUUGAAAUGUCUAUAUCAGCGCGAACUUGACCAGUAUUUGGCGCAAAAGUCUUCAGAGGAAUCAGUGCCAGAUGUCUCACACACCCCACAAAAGAGCUCCGAUGAUGUAGCUGAACCAUUAGUCCAACACAGUGAGGCAACGGUCAAACAUCACACUGCCAGCCCUAGCACAGGGCCUGAUUCUCACUUUACUCCUUUGACGCCACAGCCCUUACUACCGGCUAUCAGGGAAAAUCACACUGGUGAAUCACGGACAAUUACAUCUUCGAUUGCCGACUCGUCCGAUGGAUAUUCUCCCGAAAAUUCUUCUUCUAAAUCCCAAGAUCCUGUGAAAAAACUAGGAAUUACUUCCUGUUCUACUCCGAAUAAUGGUCGGGCUACUGCUGUUACCAAAAAUAUUCAAGAUUAUGACACCCCGAACUUUGAGUCUCCACGCGUUCCCAAUCAAGCAAUAUACGAUGGUACUCAGGGUGAAGAUUUCACGACUAGGCCGGUCUCCCGCCUUGAUUUCAACGCCAUUGACAGCCCAAGUUCGGACAACUACAGUGACAUGUCGCCUGAUAACUCACCAGCUCCCCUGACGCCCUUGGCCAACAUGCGUAAAAGGUCCAGUAAGCGCGAGAGCAACGUCCCGUCUAGGUUACAACUAAUUCCGUCUGGCUCGGAUGCAACCGUCAAGCAGAACGAUGUGGCUGGUCCUGUCGACUCCCCUGAUGCUUCAAGCUUCAUCCCUGACAGAGAAGACUUGGAAUUUAACGUCGCCCAACCCCUGAGUUCUCCAGCGACUCCAGCCCAGUUCUCAUCAUCGCCUGGCCUAAGCUCCAGCGGUUCGGUAAUACACCAUACUCCAGAAGUAACGAAAAGCUCCACAUCUCGUCCCACAAGUAGCGCAUCGCCUUCUCCGGACAUUCAGACCCCACCAUCCCUUCGAUCAUUUGGCAGAACUAUGAGUUUACCCCUAGCACGUUAUAUCAAUGAUGAGGCUGCCUCCUUGUACGGACAGCAUGGAGCCUACCACCCGAAUGGCAAAUCACAAAUAAGCACAGCAUCGAUCGGAUCGGCUGAUAUAUCACCAAGAGGACAGGAAAAAUUAAAUCUUGGCCGUCUAUCAAAUUUUACGCGGUUAUCACAUUUGCGCCGCAGUGCAAGCUCUGAACCAUUAUAUCUCGAGAAGUCGUCACUCUCUACAGACUCUGCUGAUACAAAUUUUUCAUCCACCCCCCUAAAACCCCUCGACCUUCCCUCUAGGUUGAGCCCAUUCCUUCAUUCCUCAUCUCCAGAAGUAGAUAACACAUUCCCCCCGAUGCCGAUUCUUUAG
Molecule: messenger RNA, 2397 nt
Organism: Trichophyton benhamiae CBS 112371
Lineage: Eukaryota; Fungi; Ascomycota; Eurotiomycetes; Onygenales; Arthrodermataceae
Exons: 2
Coding region: 1-2397 (798 amino acids)
Source: RefSeq, a predicted model, not a curated record